Messenger RNA from Petromyzon marinus (sea lamprey), 1463 nucleotides. The record is from RefSeq and is a predicted model, not a curated record. NCBI's taxonomy places the organism in Eukaryota, Metazoa, Chordata, Hyperoartia, Petromyzontiformes, Petromyzontidae.
AUGUCGGGCACGGCUGAGACGUACGGGAAGCGCGGCGUGCGCCUCCUGCAGCUGCGGCGCGACCCCCGCGGCCUCCACGCGGUGCGCGAGGCGCGCGCGCGGCUGCUGCUCAGCCUGGCGUCGAGCGAGGACUACGAGCGCGGGGACAACGCGGCCGUGGUGCCCACGGACACGCUCAAGAACACCGUGCACGCACUCGCGCUCGCCAACGGGAUCCGCUGUCUGGAGGAGUUCGCGAGCCAGCUGUGCGAGCACGUGCUGCGCACUCACGGCCGCGUGGAGCGCGUGCGCGCCUCGCUCACGGAGACGCCCUGGAGACGAAUGCACCUGGUAGAGCCUCCCCCCAUCCUCCUCCUCCUCCUCCUCAAUCCCAGCCAUGAGUGGAGAGAGCAGCUGUGUGAAGGAGGCGCUGUGUCUGUGUUGGCUGGUGCUGCUGCUGCACAGGACGGGAAGCCUCACAACCACGCGUUCGUGCUGAGCCCCGAGGUGGAGUUCUACUGCGAUGUAGAGGCCCAGCAACACGGGCCGCCGCUCGUCCGUUCGGGGCUGCGAGGGCUCCGCGUGCUGAAGACCACCCAGUCGGGCUUCGCGGGCUUCGCCCGGGAGGGCUUCACGUCACUCGAGGAGACACGCGACCGCUUCUUCUGCACCGAGAUGGAGGCCCGCUGGGCCUUCCAGCGCGGCCUCUCGCUCAGCGCCCGCGACUACGACGAGGCCAGGGAGCGUGUGCACGCGUGUCUGCUGGAAACCUUCGCCGGCCCCCCGGACACGGGGGUUUACUCCCCAUCCGUGCAGCACACCCUCUACCUGGCCGGGCAGUGCGUGCUGCGGAGCCUACCGCACGUGGAGGACAUUCGGAUCACCAUGUCGAACCUUCACUACACCCCCAUCGACCUGAGAAAGCUGGGCCUCAAAAACAAUGACCAGGCGAGUCUCACCACCAGGGUCAGAGAAGGCUCGAAUGCCAAGAGGCCCAUGAGCUGUCAAUAUUAUUUUAUGCGGAGAUCCAAACACUGGUCAAUGUAUUUCAUGAUUAAAUCUUUGCAGCGCUUUUGUUGUAUUAAUUUGCGGUCGUCAUCACCGUCAUAUCUUCUGCAGGUGUUUCUGCCUACAAGCAGCCCUGCCGGGCUCAUCUCGGCCACGGUUUGUCGACAGUCCACGGCAAAACUCUGAACAUCACAGUGAACUGGAAAUGAGUCUGCACGCGUCCCCCGCGUGCCAGAAACAGUUACGCCAGCUGGGUUCUCCGAAUCUUCUACCAAAGCCUUGCACACUUCGGAAAUGACCGAGCUGCUCCCACUGGUCCCAUGCUGCCCGACACAAACGGGGCAUCGAAGCAACACGUCCCAGCAUGUGAUAAAGAACUGUGCCGCAUCCUUUCUCAAAGCCAGCAGCCAUGGCCUGCCUUCCAUUUAGCUCUCCCUAUAAUAUUUUCACUCUAGCGCUGUCCUCCAGACAGUCUC